Morone saxatilis (striped sea-bass) is the source of this 2086-nucleotide messenger RNA. RefSeq names its product nudix (nucleoside diphosphate linked moiety X)-type motif 8 (gene nudt8). The record is from RefSeq and is a predicted model, not a curated record. NCBI's taxonomy places the organism in Eukaryota, Metazoa, Chordata, Actinopteri, Moronidae. Gene Ontology annotation, molecular function: coenzyme A diphosphatase activity. The coding region runs from base 119 to 1393 and encodes 424 amino acids. The transcript has 5 exons.
AUAAUAAUAGCGCAGUGAGGGCAACAGUGACGCGCAUGAAGCUCCUCUCCGCCAUACUGACUAGUGGCAGCCGGCUAGCUGCACGAGAGGGCAGCUGCUGUUGAUUCAACUUUUAAGGAUGUUCAGGGGCCCUCAGAUCCUGGCUUGGUCUUGUCCCAUAAGGCCAUUGCUGCUAUUGAGAGAAUCCCACCUGUCUGCUUCCUCUGAGCGUGCUGGUGCUGGAUGGCAGGGCGCAGGAGCAGUGAAGGAAAGGAGAUAUGAAGGAAUCCGUGGGAGGAAGGAGGGGUCUUCAUUGUCCACAGAGGCUGCAUCCUGUUCAACUCAGCCGUCUGUAUUUAGCUUGGACUGUGAUAAUCAGCAGCUGAGAGAGGCUUCAUUUCAGAAACUCCAAUCCGAAGCCGUUUUGCCCAGCCAUCGUCGCCCCCCUCAGGUUUCUGCCUCUGCAAAGGCCAAACGAACGUCUGACUCUUGGGAAUGCACUGUAGUGGAAGAUUUAGGUCAGAAGCUGAAAGCUGUGACUUACCGGGACUGUUUAAUCAACACAACUCGCCCUCGACCCUGGAGAAGGCCUUGGGACGUUUGCCAGCCUUCACUCAGUUUCACCGAUAAGACUCGGUGUAACCUUCUUCAAAGUAAUUUAUAUCCGAGACAGCACUUUGUUAAACCUUUCAGCUUGUCGACACAUACGCACAACAGACCACCACCGUCCAGCCCGUCUUUUCACCCCGCAAGAGCUGUCCACCAGGCCGCCCCUCACGUGGCAGACGCCUGGACAGACUGUCUGUCCCCGGGGAAUGAAAGCAGGUGUCGACAGAGCCUGGGGCCCAACUGGAAGCUUUACGAGGUGGACAAGGGGAGAAAAGGGGUGAGCCAGGGAAAGAAGCAGGCGAAAUGGGCGUCAGUCCUGGUCUCUCUCUGCUCUGUUGAGGGGAAUCCGGCGUUCCUCUUCACUCUGCGCUCCAGCACACUGAAGGGCAGGCACAAGGGAGAUGUCAGCUUUGCAGGAGGAAAGAGUGAUCCGUCAGACAGAGAUGUGGUGGCGACAGCGUUGAGGGAAGCCAGAGAGGAGCUGGGUGUUAAUGUGGCAGCAGAGAGAGUGUGGGGCAUCCUGAAGCCUCUCAGGGACAUGUCUGGGAUGAUGAUUGCUCCUGUGCUCGCUAACCUCGGUCCCCUUGAGGAGUUGUCCUUCAAACCAAACCCUGGAGAGGUGGAGGAAAUUUUCACCCUGUCCUUGUCCCACCUGUGCAACCCUCAGAACCGUGGCUACACACACUUCCGCACCGGCGACAAGUACGGAUACACCCUCCCAGUGUUUCGGAACGGGAAGCAUCGAGUGUGGGGCCUGACAGCCGUAGCUCUAGACCAUACCCUGAAACUCAUCGUCCCUCCUUAGCAGCUCAAUCACACUCACAGUACUACAGCACAGCUAUCAUAUGACUCAAAGAUUUGAUUGUGACAAAUGUGCAAUCAAACUUUGUUUCUCAAAGUCAUGUCAGGAAUCGGUAUCAGUGGAUACAAAAUAUUUUCAUUCACUCACUCUCAUUUAUGAAUGUAGUUUCCUUUCAUUGUGGGAGUAUCACACUCAGGAGAAGGAUUGUUCCACUUGUGCACUUUCUGAGCCUCUAGUGUAUAAGGAUGUUUAUUGAAUGGAUCAGGUGAAUGAAGAUGAUGGUCAGCUGUGUUCAUGUCACUGAUAAAGAGCAGGUGUUGGAAGUCGUAUACCAGUAUUUAUUAUACCUGAUUAGACCCUGUCAGUAUAUACAUAUAUACACUAUGGACUACUUUAUUUUUUAAAUGCUUACACAUCUUUCUUUAAUUCGUCUGGAAAUCUGUAGCACCAGUCAUUAAUUAAAUUUGUUUUAACAAGUUAAAUCAAUGAGUUACUGAGAUAAUGUUGCCACAGGUUUCCAAUUAGUCUUGUGUUUGUUACAUUUAACAUGUAGGCUCAGUGAAUCAGAUAGGAGAGUUCAUAAUUUCCAGUGUGAUUCAAAUCAUGCCCCUUUUAUGUCACACUAGAUCCAAUCUGGACUGUUAAAAACAUCAUGUGUUGAUGUUGAACAGUGCAAUAAAGGUUUGUUUUUAAAGG